AUGAAGUAUAUGACUGAGGAAGCGAUCUGCCAAACCACCCUGCACGUGGAAUCAGCGACAUUAGAGCUGGGUGAGAAUGGACUCACGAUUAGACAAAGGCAAAAACAAUUUGCCCGUCAAAAAUCAAUUGAAGUCCGGUACUUCCAUGUGCUUUGGGCUCAGGCAACUACAGAGCAAUUGACGAUCCACUAUGCAGCAGAGCGGCACAAAACGUUAAAUGCGGCAAAGAGAGUGUUUCAGCUACUUGACCAGGGCACUUCCUCUCCUCGAUUACAAGCCUGGAUCCAGUUGCUUCUGGACUGCGCCUACGGCGAAGCAAAAGCACGGAAGCAUCUGAAGAUUUAUUUGAACCCGUUUUCAGGCAAAGGCUCCGCUAUAAAAUUGUACCAUCGAUAUGCAGAACCUCUUUUUGAAGCAGCCCAAUGCCGUAUAGACCUACACGAAACUCGUUAUUCCGGCCAUGCUAGUCGGCUAGUCAGGGAAGACCAUGAGAUUGAUUCAUGGGAUGCCAUAGUGUGUUGCUCAGGCGAUGGUCUACCAUACGAAAUCAUCAACGGCAUCGCGCAAAGAGACGACGCUGGUCACAUUUUAAGAAAUGUCCCUAUUGUUCAGCUCCCUGGAGGUUCGGGGAACGCAAUGUGCGUCAACAUGUUCAAGACAACCAGCUUUUCCCAUGCCGCGCUCUAUACGCUUAAGGGUAUUCGGCAACCAAUAGAUCUUAUGUCCGUCACUCAAGGCGACAAACGGUAUAUUUCGUUUCUGUCACAGAAUGUCGGAUUAUUAGCCGAGUGCGAUCUUGAUACUGAGAGCAUGCGAUUUCUGGGCGGCAAAAGAUUUGCAGUCGGAUUCCUCCAACGCCUUUUCAACCCUCCCGUCCAGAUCAACGGAGAAAAUUUGCACGGGUUACCCGACUUACGAUUUGGGUCCGUGAAUGACAGUCUGCCGGAUAGCUGGAAGCGCGAGCAUCACCCAACAUUGGGUGUCUUUUUUGCAGGUCAAUUCCCAUUCGUGGAUGCCAAAUCCAAGGUAUUUCCUGACGCAAGACCUGAUGAUGGACUGGUGGAUAUCAUAAUUGUGGAUUCUGGAAUUGGUACUUGGAGACUUUUGCAAUUGUUCAAGAGAGUACCGGAAGGCAAUCACUUGGCAAUGCACGAGGUUCAUCACCGGAAAGUAUCAGCCUACCGGGUCGUUCCUGUCAGGACUCACGGUGCCUUUAGUAUAGAUGGAGAGAGGUCUUCCUUCCAGCCAUUUCAAGUUGAGGUUCAUCCGCAGCUGGGUAUGACACUGGCCACGCCAGCUGGAGUCGAAGAGCGAUAUCGCAGUCGCUGA
Molecule: messenger RNA, 1329 nt
Organism: Penicillium cataractarum
Lineage: Eukaryota; Fungi; Ascomycota; Eurotiomycetes; Eurotiales; Aspergillaceae
Product: ATP-NAD kinase-like domain-containing protein
Exons: 3
Coding region: 1-1329 (442 amino acids)
Biological process (GO): sphingosine biosynthetic process
Cellular component (GO): cytoplasm; intracellular membrane-bounded organelle; membrane
Source: RefSeq, a predicted model, not a curated record